CGCAAGCACCGUGAGCAGCUUGGCUAUCCGACGUUCCUACGCGGCAGCCAUGUUGGGGAGGUCGACGUUUUCGUCAAAAGCAAAGCGUGGACAUUGAAAUGAAAUUGUAACUUUCUCAGUUGUCAACCAAUUUUUACGACUUUGACGUUUUUUUGUCAAUGCCAAAGCGUGUGCUAUUAAUACAGAACAGUUUUCAAAUAGAGCCCAAACAUAUUUUUAGCUGUGAAAGCUAAUUCCCGUUUCCCUUGCUGUGCUUGUUCAACCUCGUUCUUUUGGUUUGAUUGCCGUCCACACACAGCGGAACGAGCUGCCGAUUUUGACCCGCCUCGCUUAGCGUCGCCGGAGGCACGCAGCUCAAAAGAGCCCUGUCCUAUUUACCCAUUCAUAUCUGUCGAUCCGAGCACGUCUCCAUGUUGUGCCUCUGAACGUACAACAGUCAACUUUUCUUCGGAUAUCCAGUGUUAUUCUGCUUCAUGGAAGGACACGCCGAAUCCAAAAUUCAACUGCUUCGUCGACAUAUCCAUGCAUUUCCGGACUUUCCCAAGAAGGGCAUCUUGUUUAGAGAUAUAUGUCCCAUCCUGAAAGAUCCAAGUGCCUUAACAGCAGUUAUUGACCUGUUUGAAGAGCAUGUGAAAAACGAAAAUUGGGAGGUCGAUCUGAUUGUAGGUUUAGAUGCUCGUGGGUUCCUGUUUGGGCCGCUUCUUGCCCAGCGUCUGGGAGUUGGUUUUGUCAUGGUCAGGAAGAAAGGAAAACUGCCAGGAGCCACUGUGUGUGUGGCAUACGAUUUGGAAUAUGGGAAGGCAGAAGCAGAAAUCCAAGAGGAUGCAGUGACACCAGGACAGAAAGUAGUGCUUCUUGAUGACCUUCUUGCAACUGGAGGUACUCUGUUUGCAGCAUGCGAACUACUGAAGAAACAAGAUGCGGAAAUUCAAGGCUGCAUGGUGGUUAUUGAACUGACAGAACUGAAAGACGUGGACCAAUGGUUAAGAUCAUCGCCUGCCACCGUGUGGGAUUUAGGUUCAAGACCCCGACUGGACCAUCCAUCAACAUCCCCCGGACUCACGGCUGCGGUGUCCUUGAGCAAGACACUGAUACCCCCAAAUGCUCCCCGGGCGCUUCAGCUGCCCCCUGCUCCAGUGUGUUCCACUAACGUGUGUAUGUGCUCACUGUGAUGGGUAAAAUGCGGAAAACAAAUUUCGUGUACAUUCAUGCAUGUUCAUGACAAUAAAAGGUGAUUCUUC
Phycodurus eques (leafy seadragon) is the source of this 1241-nucleotide messenger RNA. RefSeq names its product adenine phosphoribosyltransferase (gene aprt). NCBI's taxonomy places the organism in Eukaryota, Metazoa, Chordata, Actinopteri, Syngnathiformes, Syngnathidae. Gene Ontology annotation, molecular function: adenine binding; AMP binding; adenine phosphoribosyltransferase activity. Gene Ontology annotation, cellular component: cytoplasm. Gene Ontology annotation, biological process: AMP salvage; adenine salvage. Bases 474 to 1172 code for a protein of 232 amino acids. The record is from RefSeq and is a predicted model, not a curated record. The transcript has 6 exons.